CACAUGCGUCCUUUUCCCGCGAAGUGGAGCCUAGCUCUGUAGCUGAGCUGAUACCACGAGACUGUCCGUUUCUGCAAAACAACAUUUAUUUACAUUUUGGAUGACUACAAAAAAUGGCCAAGCAAAGCUCAAUUUUCAAUUUCUUCACCAAGUCUCCGCCUCCGGUGUCCAAGCCGAAGACGAGUCCCUCUCCCGUCGAGGCGGACCUGCCGUCCUCCGUGCACAAGUCCAACUCUUCCCCGAAGGAGCAAGCCAAACAAGCCGCCCCGCCGCAGCAGCAGUCCGCCAAGAGCAACAAAGCUAAGCCGAAAAGUGACUCAGAGUCUGGGAAAGGUGGGAUCAGCAAACUGUUUGGUGGCAAGGCGACGGCCGUCAAGGAAAGCAGUCCAUCAUGCUCUUUCAGUGCUGGAGCCCUCGUGUGGACAAAACUGGAGGGGCACCCCUGGUGGCCGUGCAUGGUGGUGCCCCAGCCUCUGAGUGGGCAGCAGAUGAGGGGCCGUGGUCGGGACCAGCGCUUGCAUGUCCAUUUCUUUGAUGAGCCUCCGACGAGGGGAUGGGUCAGCACCAAAUAUGUUCGAGAGUACCAAGGCUCUGGCAGCAGUGACGCUAAACCUGGCGGAGUGUUUUUCAGCAGCAAGCCUGUAAUUCGCCAGGCCAUGGAGCUUGCUGACAAAGUCAUGUUUGACAGCCCUGAGAAGAGACUGAAGAUGCCUCUGUGCAUGGAUCCAUCAGAUGAAGAAGAGGAUUAUGAGGAAGAAAUGGAGCUUGACAACUCAGCAGUGACUGAUGAAGAGGUCACUGAGGAGGAAGAACAGGAAAAUGAGGAAGUGAAGCCAUCCAAGCUCAGUCGUCGUUCAUCCCGUGCUGCAGCGGAAAAAGGAAAUAAGCCCAAGCGCCGUCGCAUCAUUGUAGCCUCAGACAGCGAUGGAUCAGACGAGGAAUUCAAACCAGAAACUGCUGCGGCCAGCAGCGAGGAUGAGGAAGAAGAAAAUACUGUGAGCAGUGAAGAGGAGGAGGAGGAAGAGGACAGCCAAGAAGAAUCUGAGGUAGACAGUCCAGUCAAGCCUACAAAGCGCAAACGUCCUCCAGCAAAGUCUGCCAAACCAAAACCCAAAGCACCCGCCGCCCCUGCUAAUGCCCCUAAACGAGCUCCACUGACCAUCGCUGCCGACGCAAAGUCUCGACUUUCUACCUUCUCUGCCCCAGACAGUUUUGAGAGCCAGGUAAACGGCUCAGGCGCCAGUGGAGGCGCCACCAUUUGGGACCACGAGAAGCUGGACUGGUUGAAAGAGGGCAAGAGGAAAGACAGUCGGAGGCGGCGGGAGUCGGAGGAUGACUAUGACCCUACUACCCUCUAUGUGCCCGAUGACUUUAUUAACAAAAGCACUCCAGGUAUGCGGCGCUGGUGGCAGCUCAAAUCUGAGAUGUUUGACACUGUGCUGUUCUAUAAGGUUGGGAAGUUUUACGAGCUCUACCACAUGGAUGCUGUGAUUGGAGUGAAUGAGCUGGGUCUGACCUUUAUGAAGGGUACCUGGGCACAUUCAGGCUUCCCAGAGAUCGGCUUUGGUCGUUUUUCAGACGUCCUGGUCCAGAAAGGCUACAAGGUGGCUCGGGUGGAGCAGACUGAGACCCCAGAGAUGAUGGAAGCACGCUGUAAGACCAUGGCUAAGCCCACUAAAUUUGAUCGUGUGGUGAAGAGAGAGGUAUGCAGGAUAAUCACACGUGGCACCCAGACACACAGUGUGUUAGACGGUGCUCCAUCAGAGAGUCACAGCCAGUUCCUGCUGAGUUUAAAGGAGAAGGCUGAGGACGAAAGCUCAGGUCGCUGCCGUACAUACGGUGUCACUUUUGUUGACACCUCAGUGGGUUAUUUCCAUGUAGGACAGUUCCAGGAUGACCGUCACUGCUCCCGUCUGCGCACCCUGGUGGCACAUUUUGUCCCUGCGCAGGUGCUCUUUGAAAAGGGGAACCCAUCUGUUGAAACACGCAAAAUACUGAAGGCCUGUCUGUCGUCCGCUAUGCAGGAGGGACUUAAUGCAGGCACUCAGUUUUGGGACGCUCAGAAGACUCUUAAAACCUUGGCAGAAGAAGAUUACUUCAAAGAGAGUGUUGAGAAUGAUCAGGAGACAGGCAACAAUGUUCUUCCCACGGUUUUGAAAAACAUGACUUCUGAGAGUGAUUCACUGAGCCUCACCCCAAAGGAGUGCUAUGAGCUGGCACUCUCAGCAUUGGGUGGAUGCAUUUUCUACCUGAAGAAGUGUCUAGUGGACCAGGAGCUGCUCUCCAUGGCCAACUUUGAAGAGUAUGUUCCUGUUGAUGUUGAGAUGGAGAAAGCUGCCGGCCCUGCUAGCUUUUUUGCCAAGACUCGUCAGCGUAUGGUCCUGGAUGGAGUGACCCUUGCAAACCUAGAGAUCCUUCAGAAUGGGUCAGGAGGAACGGACGGCACACUUUUAGAGCGUUUGGACACGUGCUCUACCCCAUUUGGCAAAAGGCUCCUCAAGCAGUGGCUCUGUGCUCCGCUUUGUAACCCAACAUCCAUUGGGGACAGAUUGGAUGCAGUUGAAGACCUGAUGGGUGUUAAAGCUCAGGCUACUGAAGUUUCAGAACUGCUGAAGAAGCUCCCAGAUCUGGAACGCCUUCUGAGUAAAAUCCACAGCAUCGGCACUCCUCUCAAGGGCCAAGACCACCCGGACAGCAGAGCAGUUCUGUAUGAGGAGGUCACCUACAGCAAGCGCAAGAUAGCAGACUUCCUCUCAGCACUGGAAGGCUUCAAAACUAUGCAGGAAAUCAUCUCUGUCCUUGCACCAGUUUCAGCCGAUUUUCGUUCCAUGUUACUCCGCCAGGUGGUCCACUUGAAAACUGACAGUAAGGAUGGGCUCUUCCCCGACCUUUCCUCUGAACUCCAGCGCUGGGAAACAGCCUUCGACCACCAGAAAGCCCGCACUACCGGUGUCAUAACGCCCAAGGCUGGCUUUGACCCGGAAUAUGACCAGGCUCUGACUGGAAUCAAGAACUGUGAAAGAGAGCUGCAGGAGUAUCUGGACAGGCAGAAGAAGAGACUCGGCUGCAAGAUCAUGGCCUACUGGGGCACCGGGCGAAACCGCUACCAGAUGGAGGUGCCUGUGAGCGUCCCCGAGAAGAAUAUUCCAGAGGAGUAUGAAGUAAAGUCCACAAAGAAGGGGUGGAAGCGUUAUGUGACCAGAGAAAUUGAACGCCUUUUCUCAGAGCUUCAAAGCUUCGAAGAGAAGAGAGACGGUGCCCUGAAAGACUGCAUGAGGAGGCUCUUCUACAACUUUGACAAGAACUACCAAGACUGGAAGACUGGAGUCGAGUGCAUGGCUGUGCUCGAUGUGCUGCUGAGCUUCUCACGCUACAGUGAAGGAGGAGACGGCCCAAUGGCCAGGCCACAGGUGCUGCUCCCUGAGGAAAAUGACCAAUCGGCACCCUUCCUGGACCUCACUGGAUCCCGCCACCCGUGCGUCACGAAGACCUUCUUUGGAGAUGACUUCAUCCCUAAUGACGUCUUCAUUGGCUGCCCCGGAGGCAGCGAAGAGGAUCAGGAAAAAGGGCAUGCCUCCUGUGUCCUCGUCACAGGGCCCAACAUGGGUGGAAAGUCCACCCUCAUGAGACAGUGUGGGCUGAUCGUCAUCCUGGCCCAGCUGGGUUGCUACGUUCCUGCUGAGAGUUUGCGCUUCACACCAGUGGACAGGGUCUUCACCCGGCUGGGGGCCUCAGAUCGCAUUAUGGCUGGGGAGAGCACCUUCUUUGUGGAGCUAAGUGAGACAGCCAGUAUCCUGCACCAUGGGACCAAACACUCACUUGUGCUUCUGGAUGAACUAGGAAGAGGCACAGCCACAUACGAUGGCACAGCUAUAGCCAGUGCUGUCGUGAAGGAGCUCGCUGAGAAGAUCGGCUGUCGCACGCUCUUCUCCACACAUUACCACUCGCUGGUGGAAGACUACGCCAACAACCCUGCUGUGCGGCUGGGCCACAUGGCAUGCAUGGUGGAAAAUGAAUGUGAGGAUCCAAGCCAGGAGACCAUCACCUUCCUCUACAAGUUCAUCGCUGGCGCUUGCCCAAAGAGCUACGGCUUCAAUGCGGCUCGGCUCGCCAGCCUGCCAGAGGAGGUCAUCCAAUCAGGGCACAGAAAGGCCCGGGAGUUUGAGAAGAGCACCAUCAGCCUCAGAGUCUUCAAGAAGCUCUGCCAGUUCGCUGAAGACCCCACACUGGGAAAGACACACUUUGCCUCUCUCGUUCAGAUGAUUAACAACCUGUAAACACAAUUUGUUUGUAUUGGAGUAUUUUUUGUAGUUCACUGUUCCCAACAUUAAAUGAAAACACUACGAUAAUGAUCUAAUAAAGUUUAUUUUUAAAAAA
Myripristis murdjan (pinecone soldierfish) is the source of this 4377-nucleotide messenger RNA. It is a transcript of the gene msh6, whose product is annotated as mutS homolog 6 (E. coli). The transcript has 10 exons. Gene Ontology annotation, biological process: mismatch repair. Lineage: Eukaryota; Metazoa; Chordata; Actinopteri; Holocentriformes; Holocentridae. The coding region runs from base 114 to 4277 and encodes 1387 amino acids. Gene Ontology annotation, cellular component: MutSalpha complex; nucleus. The record is from RefSeq and is a predicted model, not a curated record. Gene Ontology annotation, molecular function: mismatched DNA binding; ATP-dependent DNA damage sensor activity; ATP binding.